ACUGCACCCGCUAUAUAGCAUACCACUUCAGCCGAUCCAUUCAAUUCCACACACAUCGCCGCCGCCGCCGCCGCCGCCGCCACCGACCUCGCCGGAGCUAACUACUUUCCGGCCAAUAGCUAGGUCGAUCGAUCGCCCUUGGUCGUAGGGUUGCUCGAAUGGAAGGACACACCGCCCCCACUCUCGGCCUCACCAUGCCCAACGUCGUCGAUCCUCCUCAGAUCAGUUUUGCCGCCAAGGACAUGGACCUCACCGAGUGGGAGGGAGACAUCCUAGCCGUCCUUGUGACCGAGACCGACGUGUCCAAGGCGACAUCAUCAAGCUCCAGGUUCACGAACGCCGCCGCAGCGCUGGCGAAGCUCGACGGCGAGCUCGGCGGCCUCCUGUCGGAGGCGUCGGCGGAGGAGGAGUUCGCCGGGAGAGCCGGGCAGUCGGUGGCUCUCCGGCUCCCCACGGCGCCGGGGCUCCACGGUUUCAAGAGGGUGUGCCUCGUCGGCGUUGGCAACAACAUGCCGUCCUCAGCUGCGGCUUGCCGGAGCACCGGCGAGACCAUCGCGGCGGUCGCCAAGUCCGCGCAGGCUCGCAGCGCCGCCGUUGCUCUCGCCUCGCCGCCGCCGGGUUGGGUUCAGGGAGAGGAUCUUAGGCUGAAUGCUGCUGCGGCAGUGGCUUCUGGAGUUGUGCUUGGGUUGCACGAGGACAGGAGAUACAAGUCUGACUCCAAGAAGGUGCAUCUCAAGCAAGUAGAUCUUAUCGGAUUUGGCUCCGGCCAAGAGAUGGGCAGGAAACUUCAGUACGCCAACCAUGUUUCCUCAGCCGUGAUCUUCGCCAAAGAGCUUGUGAACUCACCUGCAAAUGUCCUUACCCCUGCUGUUCUCGCGGAGGAGGCAUCGAACAUUGCUUCUAGUUACAGUGACGUGUUGACGGCGACGAUAUUAGACGAGGAGAAAUGCAGGGAGCUGAAGAUGGGUUCGUACUUGGCAGUUGCUGCAGCCUCUGCAAAUCCUCCACACUUUAUACACUUGUGCUACAAACCCCCUGGAGGAAAUGUCAAGAGAAAGCUAGCAAUUGUUGGGAAGGGCCUCACAUUCGACAGUGGGGGCUACAACAUUAAGAUUGGAGCAGUCACCACUAUUGAGCUGAUGAAGAAAGAUAUGGGUGGCUCUGCAGCAUUGUUUGGUGCAGCAAAAGCUUUGGGCCAAAUCAAGCCUCCUGGAGUAGAGGUUCAUUUUAUUUCUGCUGCAUGCGAAAAUAUGAUAAGUGGCACAGGCAUGAGGCCUGGUGACAUUGUGACUGCUUCUAAUGGAAAAACUAUUGAGGUGGACAACACUGAUGCAGAAGGAAGGCUUACACUUGCUGAUGCUUUGGUAUAUGCCUGUAAACUGGGUGUUGACAAGAUUAUUGAUCUGGCAACACUUACUGGUUACUGCAGAAUUGCACUUGGUCCUAGCAUUGCUGGGAUUUUGACUCCAAGUGAUGAACUGGACAAGGAAGUCGCUGCCGCAUAUGAGGCAUCAGGAGAGAAGUUCUGGAGACUGCCACUAGAAGAAAGCUAUUGGGAGCAAAUGAAGUCUAGCGUUGCUGAUAUGCUUAACACCGGUAGUCCGCUGGGUGGUGCAAUUACGGCUGGACUAUUUCUGAAGCAGUUUGUUGAUGAGAAAGUGAAGUGGAUGCACGUUGACAUGGCUGGGCCGGUUUGGAACUACAAAAAGCAAGAAGCCACCGGAUUCGGCGUGUCCACAUUGGUGGAGUGGGUCCUCAUCAACUCGUCUUAGAACAAAUUCUUGCCCAGUCUGUUUCCAUCAUCAUACAAGCUAGGGUAGUGAAAAGCAUGCCGAUUAGUGUAUUUGGCAUAAGCCAGGUUAUGUCGUAUUGUAGCUUUCUGUUUGUCAAAGCGGAAUAACACCGUUGGAGUUGUGGACCAAUUCAUAUUGUAAAAGCUGGCCUUUUUUCAAAAACUCAUGCGUGCUUUGUUCUUA
Oryza sativa Japonica Group (Japanese rice) is the source of this 1976-nucleotide messenger RNA. Its product is annotated as putative leucine aminopeptidase 1. Gene Ontology annotation, cellular component: cytoplasm. Gene Ontology annotation, biological process: proteolysis. Gene Ontology annotation, molecular function: manganese ion binding; metalloaminopeptidase activity. NCBI's taxonomy places the organism in Eukaryota, Viridiplantae, Streptophyta, Magnoliopsida, Poales, Poaceae. The record is from RefSeq and is a predicted model, not a curated record.